AUGUUAUUUUCCUCUAGAACUCAUGGGGAAAGCAACCAUGGAGCCGGAAAAACAUCUUUUUCAAAUUUCAAACAAGCUAAGCAUGCCGAUGUUAAAGCAGCUUGCAUUCUCAUGGCGUUAAGAAGGUCGAAUUCCGAAACUGACAUCGAUGAUGCAAAGCGCAGCAAAUUGAUAUGGAUUUGCUCCAAGAUAGAGAGGCAGAGGAAAACAACGAAAGUCAUGACGAUGAAUCAUUCUGAUAAUUAUCACGAAAUGCUUUGUCAGACUUUGGCACCACCAAUGCUGCCGUCGGGAAGUCAAAGCAUCAACCAAUGCCUGUUAAAUAAUAGCAAUGAGGAAAUGAAUGUUGGCUCGGGGGUGGAGAAGGUCGCAUUGCCAUUGUUGGCGGCUGUUGGGGCUGCCGUGGUAGAAACGUAUCCGUGUGAUCAAUGCAAUAAAGUGUUCAAAUCUGGACAAGCGUUGGGUGGGCACAAGCGUGCGCAUUAUACAGGGCCUCCAUUGUGUCGUCGGGGAAGCAACGAAAGUUGCUAG
This is a messenger RNA of Phalaenopsis equestris, 531 nucleotides long. RefSeq names its product zinc finger protein ZAT10-like. The transcript has a single exon. The record is from RefSeq and is a predicted model, not a curated record. NCBI's taxonomy places the organism in Eukaryota, Viridiplantae, Streptophyta, Magnoliopsida, Asparagales, Orchidaceae. Gene Ontology annotation, molecular function: DNA-binding transcription factor activity. Bases 1 to 531 code for a protein of 176 amino acids.